Prunus mume (Japanese apricot) is the source of this 3166-nucleotide messenger RNA. The record is from RefSeq and is a predicted model, not a curated record. Lineage: Eukaryota; Viridiplantae; Streptophyta; Magnoliopsida; Rosales; Rosaceae.
UCCCCCCCACCCAACACAGUCCCUCUCUCUCUCUAUCUCUCUCUCUCUGUUAAACAGUCGAAGUCGAAAAGCCCAUCACCACAUUGGCUUUUUCCGCCUUUUGUUUCUGUGUUCCUAUGCAAUUGUCUACGUCUGCUGCUUCUUCUGCUCCCUCUUCUCAGUACCUGCAAAUGGGGGAGGAAAUGGAAUCAUACUUUGAAUUUCUUGUUAUCAUUUGAUGCCCUCUUCUCUCUUUUUUUCCCUUCUCAUCUUUCAGCCUUCUCUGCCUCAGUUCACUGACUACUGGGUUUUCCUGCAAACCAAAUAUGAAUUUCUUCUUCUUUUAUCUUCAUCUGCUCAUACCACACAUUCCUCUCCUGUUUUAGCUUUGUGGGUACCCCUCGAAGUAUGAGAAUUUCUUGACAUGAUUUGACCUCCUCAUUUCCAAUUUUCUAUUUUUGCUUUGUGGGUACCCUUUAUUUUUCCCGUUUGAUUUCUCAUUUUACUCUAUUCCCCAUCUUUUGUUGUUUUCAAUUUCUUGCUACUUCUGCUGUUGGAUUGUUUACUGGGUUGUGCUUUCUGUUGAGCAACUCUGGGGAACAUAAAUAUUACUGGGUGUUCAUGGAAAUUGAUCUGAACCAUGCAGUGACUGAGGUGGAGAAGAGUGCUUAUUGUAAUGGGGAUUGUGACAAGGUGGGUGGUGGUUGUGUUUAUUGUUUGUCCUCUUCAACUUCUUCAUCUUCUUCAAAUUCGUCUUCAGCUCCUGUGGCUUCUUCAAUUUAUUUGGAGCUUUGGCAUGCUUGUGCUGGUCCACUCAUCUCACUGCCCAAGAAAGGGAAUGUGAUUGUCUACUUCCCACAAGGUCACUUGGAACAAGUUGCCUCAUCCUCUCCUUUCUCUUCCAUGGAGAUGCCCACCUUUGAUCUCCAGCCACAGAUCUUCUGCAAGGUUGUGAAUGUCCAGCUACUUGCUAACAAGGAAAAUGACGAGGUCUAUACGCAUGUCACUUUGCUUCCUCAGCCAGAGCCUGAGUUGGUAGGAACAAAUUUAGACGGCAAAGAGCUUGAAGAGUUAGGAGUGGAUGAGGGGGAUGGAGGAUCACCUACAAAAUCAACCCCUCACAUGUUCUGCAAAACACUUACAGCUUCUGAUACCAGUACCCAUGGAGGGUUCUCUGUUCCUCGCAGAGCUGCUGAGGACUGUUUUCCUCCUUUGGACUAUAAGCAGCAGAGGCCCUCUCAAGAGCUUGUUGCAAAGGACCUGCAUGGGGUGGAGUGGAGGUUUCGACAUAUUUAUAGAGGUCAGCCAAGGCGACACCUGCUCACUACAGGAUGGAGUAUUUUUAUAAGCCAAAAGAAUCUUGUCUCGGGGGAUGCUGUGCUUUUUUUGAGGGGUGAAAAUGGAGAGCUAAGGUUGGGAAUUAGAAGAGCUGUUCGACCUAGAAAUGGUCUUCCUGAUUCAAUUGUGGGCAACCAGAAUUCUUAUCCCAGUGUUCUCUCUCUUGUGGCUAAUGCAAUAUCCACUAAGAGCAUGUUUCAUGUAUUCUACAGCCCUAGGGCAAGCCAUGCAGAGUUUGUCAUCCCCUACCAAAAGUAUGUCAGAAGCAUUGCUAAUCCAGUGACCACCGGGACAAGAUUCAAAAUGAGAUUUGAUAGGGAUGAUUCACCGGAAAGAAGGUGUAGUGGUGUAGUGACUGGCAUCAGCGACUUGGAUCCCUAUGGAUGGCCUAACUCCAAAUGGAGAUGCUUGAUGGUCAGAUGGGAUGAAGAUAUAGGAAAUGAUCAUCAAGAACGAGUCUCCCCGUGGGAGAUUGAUCCUUCCGUUUCUCUCCCACCUUUGAGCAUUCAGUCUUCUCCAAGAUUGAUGAAGAAACUGCGGACAAGUCUGCAGGCAACUCCGCCCAACAACUCCAUAACUGCUGGAGGGGGUGGGUUUAUGGACUUUGAGGAAUCAGUUAAAUCCUCUAAGGUCUUGCAAGGUCAAGAAAAUAUAGGUUUCAUAUCACCCCUGUAUGGAUGUGAUACUGUAAACCGCCCGCAAGAUUUUGAGAUGCAAACUCCGACACAUCCAAGUCUUGCAUCAAAUGCAACACAGAAGGCUACUAUUGGCGAGCUUAUGAGGGCUCGCCACUCCACCUACACAGGAUUUGCGGAAUCUGAUAGGUUUCCAAAAGUCUUGCAAGGUCAAGAAAUAUGCCCAUUGAGAUCUUUGACCGGAAAAGCAAAUUUCACCCUAGGUGAUUGGGAAUCCAACCUUGGUUGCACAUCUUUCAACAUUUAUCAAGCGCCCAAACCAAAUUUUUUCUCUCUAGCUUCUGAAUCCCUUCCAAAUAUAUAUUUUCCUUAUGGCGACAUUCGCAGAGCUGGCCAAGAUCCUGUGAUAUGCUCUAAUGGUACUAACUUACCCAGGGAGAGUAUGAAAAUCAACCCAUAUUCUAUGCAAAUGGGAGUUACACGAAAUGAAGCUGGAAGGCCAAAUAAACCUAGUGAGCAUAAGCCGCAGGAGAGUAGCUCUGCUCCUCCCACGUUAGUGCCAAAUCCAAGAAAUCCCAAUGAUGAAGACUUUAAUGGAACUGUUACUGGAUGUAAACUUUUUGGGUUUUCCUUGACUGGGGAAAAUCCCACUCCAAACUCUCAGAGUUCCAGUAAGAGGAGUUGUACAAAGGUUCACAAGCAAGGCAGCUUAGUGGGAAGAGCCAUUGAUCUCUCGAAACUGAAUGGCUAUGGUGACCUGCUGAGUGAACUAGAACGGCUAUUUAGCAUGGAAGGCCUUCUACGAGAUUCUGAUAAAGGAUGGCGGAUCUUGUACACUGACAGUGAGAAUGAUGUCAUGGUUGUUGGGGAUGACCCAUGGCAUGAGUUUUGCAACGUGGUCUCCAAAAUUCAUAUAUACACUCAGGAAGAAGUGGAGAAGAUGACCAUCGGAAUGAUCAGUGACGAUACUCAAAGUUGUUUGGAACAAGCCCCAGUCAUGCUGGAAAUGUCAAAGUCCUCAUCAGUGAGCCAGCCAGAUUCUUCCCCAACAGUAAUCAGGGUCUAAAAAGAAUAAAAUCCAGGGUUGUCAUUAGGUUGUUAUAACUUUAUCCGCCUAUGCAAAUAAUGCGCACCAGAACCUAGUUAUGUAUUUUCCGGAUUUCCUAGGCCAAACACAUCUCGAAAAUGAAACAUGUAUGGCCUUCUAGAGAUUU